Messenger RNA from Apodemus sylvaticus (European woodmouse), 1518 nucleotides. Its product is annotated as cytochrome P450 2J4-like. Gene Ontology annotation, cellular component: cytoplasm; intracellular membrane-bounded organelle. The coding region runs from base 1 to 1518 and encodes 505 amino acids. Gene Ontology annotation, molecular function: heme binding; iron ion binding; oxidoreductase activity, acting on paired donors, with incorporation or reduction of molecular oxygen, reduced flavin or flavoprotein as one donor, and incorporation of one atom of oxygen. Gene Ontology annotation, biological process: xenobiotic metabolic process. The record is from RefSeq and is a predicted model, not a curated record. The transcript is spliced from 9 exons. NCBI's taxonomy places the organism in Eukaryota, Metazoa, Chordata, Mammalia, Rodentia, Muridae.
AUGCUUGCUAUUGCAGGUUGCCUGGUGGCUAACAUCUUCUCAGCAAUCCAUCUCUGGACCCUACUGCUGGCUGCUCUCACCUUGCUGCUCCUGAAUGAUUACCUCAAAAACAAAUGCUCCAAGAACUACCCUCCUGGACCAUGGCGACUGCCAUUUGUGGGCAACUUGUUUCAGUUUGAUUUAGACUUGUCACAUCUGCAUUUGGGGAUCCAGCCGUUUGUGAAGAAGUAUGGAAACCUAAUUAGCCUGGAUUUUGGUGUCAUCUCUUUAGUGGUCAUAACUGGAAUGCCCUUAAUAAGAGAAGCAUUCAUUGGCAUGGAACAAAUCUUUAUGAAACGCCCCACUUUGGCUGCAAGGAAUCAUGUCUUUAAAAAUAAUGGAAUUGUUUUUUCCAGUGGCCAAACAUGGAAGGAACAAAGAAGAUUCACACUGACAAUACUCAAGAAUUUUGGAUUAGGGAAGAAGAGCUUAGAAGGGCGCAUCCAAGAGGAGGCUCACCAUCUUGUGGAGGCCAUAGGAGAGGAGAAAGGAAAGCCUUUUGACCCUCACUUCAGGAUCAGUAAUGCAGUUACCAAUAUUCUUUGGUCCAUCACAACUGGGGAGCGCUUUGAGUAUGACGACAAUCAGUUUCAGGAGCUACUGAAGUUAGUUGAUGAGACAUCGUGUUUGGAGGCAUCAAAGGCAACAAUGCUCUACAAUUUCUUUCCAUCCAUAUUUAAAUAUCUUCCUGGACCACAUCAAAAACUUUUCAGCAACUGGGAAAAACUGAAAUUGUUUGUUUCACGUAUGGUGGACAGUCACAAGAAAGAUUUGAAUCCUGAUAAGCCAAGAGACUUCAUUGAUGCUUUCCUUAUAGAAAUGUCAAAGAGCUCAGACAAGACUACUACAAGCUAUAAUGAAGAAAACCUCAUCUGCAGCACUCUGGACCUCUUCUUUGCUGGAACAGAGACAACAUCCACAGCACUGCGCUGGGCUCUGCUCUACAUAACUGCUUCCCCCUGUUUUCUUGCAGAAAAAGUACACUCUGAGAUUGACAGAGUGAUAGGCCGUGGAAGACAGCCAAGCAUAGAUGACAGAGAUUCCAUGCACUACACCAACGCUGUCAUCCAUGAGGUGCUGAGGAUGGGCAACAUCAUCCCCUUGAAUGUUCCCAGAGAAGUAACAGCAGAUAGCACAUUAGCUGGAUUCCAUCUGCCUAAGGGAACCAUAGUCCUGGCCAAUUUCACUGCUCUGCAUAGGGACCCCAAAGAGUGGGCCACUCCAGAUGUCUUUAAUCCAGAACACUUUUUGGAGAAUGGCCAGUUUAAGAAGAGAGAAUCCUUUCUGCCAUUCUCAGUGGGAAAGAGAGGUUGCCCUGGAGAACAACUGGCAAAACAUGAACUGUUCAUUUUCUUCACUGCUCUUUUGCAAAAAUUUGCCUUCAAGCCCCCAAUCAAUGAGAAGCUGAGCAUGAAGUUCAGAUUGAGCAUCACCCUUUCCCCGGUCAGCUAUCGUUUCUGUGCUGUCCCUAGACAGUGA